AUCAUGCUUUUGUCUUUGGUAACUGUAUUUCUUUUGCUUGGAACGGGACAAGCUCAGAGGACAACUCAUCAUUUUAUUAUGGAAUAUUUUCAGAGAAAGCUUCAACAGCUUGAGGGACGACUGAUCAAAUGUGAGCAAGACUUCCAGCACUUCAGUCAAAAGAUGUAUGACAUGUCCAAGGAGAUACACAGUGAAACGAGCAAAGUGAACGUGCUAAAAUCAGAGGUCAAAGGUCACAUGGACACCGUCGCUUCGCGUUUGGACCGAGUGGAAAGAGAUGUGGAAUACCUGCAUAAUAAGAUCCCUGAUACGCUUCAGGUUGACAUUGAGGACUCGUUGCUUGAGCACCAGUUGAAAGAAGCCAAACUAAAAAAGACAUCUGUAAUCCCUAAGGGCAAAGACUGCAGUUCAGAAGUAGUGGCUAUCAAGUCUGUUAAAAUUGUCAAGAAAGCAGGUGACGCCAGUGGAUCCUGGAUGAAGGAUCUGUCAAAGGGUUCUGCUAAGAUUUACUUUUUUAGUGGUACUCGAAACAGUACAGUAUUAGCAUGUACCUCUCUGAAGACCUUCACCGAAUCAAACACCAAAAAAACUGAAGUUAUCCGUCUUCCUUUUCCCUGGCAUGGAACCGGCCAUGUGGUCUACAACGGCUUUGUGUACUACCACAACGCAGACACCAACAAUGAGAUCCUGAAGGUCCACCUCGGCAAUCGUACAGUGGCUGAUCGGUUGCUGCUUCCUGGAGCUGGUCAGAUGCCAGCAUAUUCCCUCAAUCCUCACACCCUGCUUGAUCUCGCCAUAGACGAAAUGGGGCUCUGGUCGAUCCAUGCCGACCCUGACAUCAGUGGCAACUUGGUGAUCACCAAGAUGGACCACAGUAGUCUGGCAGUAGAGCACACAUGGGAUACCAACUGCAAUAGUCGUGAUGCAGAAGCAGCUUUCAUAAUCUGUGGCACCUUAUAUGUGGUCUACAACUCCCAUUAUGGUGGAAGGUCAAGCAUCCAAUGCUUGUUUGAUAUCCAUGACACCAUCUACACCGAGAGCAUCCCUGUGCUUUUCUUCCCAAAGUGUUACUCAAGCCACUCCACUUUGCAUUUCCACCCAAAGGAUAAGCAACUGUAUGCUUGGGAUGGCUAUCAGACCAUCUAUAAGUUAUAA
Molecule: messenger RNA, 1155 nt
Organism: Carassius carassius (crucian carp)
Lineage: Eukaryota; Metazoa; Chordata; Actinopteri; Cypriniformes; Cyprinidae
Product: olfactomedin-like protein 1
Biological process (GO): signal transduction
Source: RefSeq, a predicted model, not a curated record